AUGCGUUUCGCCACCUCCCUCAUCAUCUCCGUCCUCGCCAUCACCGCACAAGGGGCCGUUUCAAAUGACGAUUCCAUUGCCAUGACCCCGCGCGAGGAACUCGUCGACCGGCAAAACCAGGUCUUCUCGCUCGACAAACGGGACUGUGUAAAGACCGGGUGCAAGUGCGACACCCGCGGCUACCAGCGAAGAGUCUGCGGGGCCUGCAAGCACCCUGACACUAAGAAGUACAUCGUCACGAGAAAGAGGGUCUUGUAG
Messenger RNA from Colletotrichum chrysophilum, 258 nucleotides. RefSeq lists its product as uncharacterized. Bases 1 to 258 code for a protein of 85 amino acids. The transcript is spliced from 2 exons. NCBI's taxonomy places the organism in Eukaryota, Fungi, Ascomycota, Sordariomycetes, Glomerellales, Glomerellaceae. The record is from RefSeq and is a predicted model, not a curated record.